GAGAAAACUAAAAAAGACUCAAAAGAGAGAGACUCUGUCUCAGCUCAAAGGCAUCACCAACAGCGGCAGAUAUUACUGCUUCGCUAUGUAUAUUUGCUAAAGCAUCAAAUCAAAUCAAAUCACAAGAACACAAACAAAGAGGAUCUAAACGACAAUCCUUCCCACAAUAUGGUGUCGUACGUCAAUGCCUUGCUGUACGGAGUGGGCGGCAUAGUGGUGGCGGGGAUGGCGCUGCUCGUGGCUUUCCAAGAGAAGUUAGUUUACGUCCCUGUCUUGCCUGGUCUCACUAAGUCAUAUUCUAUAACUCCUGCCCGUCUCCGGCUCAUUUAUGAGGACGUUUGGCUCAGAUCCUCUGACGGCGUUCGCCUCCACGCUUGGUUCAUUAAGCUCUUUCCUGAAUGCCGAGGUCCAACCAUCUUGUUUUUCCAGGAGAAUGCAGGAAAUAUUGCUCACCGUCUUGAAAUGGUUCGCAUCAUGAUACAGAGGUUGCAGUGCAAUGUUUUCAUGCUUUCAUACCGAGGUUAUGGAGCAAGUGACGGAUACCCUUCGCAACAUGGAAUCACAAAGGAUGCUCAGGCUGCACUGGAUCAUCUUUCUCAAAGGACUGACAUUGACACAUCUAGAAUAGUUGUAUUUGGGAGGUCACUUGGAGGUGCAGUUGGGGCUUUGUUGGUCAAAAACAACUCUGAUAAGGUUGCUGGUCUGAUUCUGGAAAAUACUUUUACUUCUAUUCUGGACAUGGCUGGAAUACUACUGCCUUUCUUAAAGUGGUUUAUUGGAAGUACUUAUUCAAAAGGUCCUAAAAUUCUUAAUUUCCUCAUACGUUCUCCAUGGAGCACUAUUGAUGUCAUAAACCAGGUUAAGCAGCCAAUCCUUUUCCUCUCUGGAUUGCAAGAUGAAAUGGUACCCCCUUCCCAUAUGGAAAUGUUGUAUGCUAAGGCAGCUGCUCAUAAUAAGGAAUGCAUCUUUGUGGAAUUUCCUACUGGCAUGCACAUGGACACCUGGCUGGCUGGUGGUGAUCAUUAUUGGAGGACUAUUCAGCAGUUUCUUGAAAAAUAUGUUCCAGAGGAGAAGGAAAAUGAGUCAUACCACACAGAGCAAGAUAUGCAGGGGAGGUGAUUUCUUGCAUGUAAAAUUUUGAGAUGUUAUAGAAUGGCUCACCACAGUAUCAAGUAUUAUGCCUUUUAUUUUUGAAGGAAGCUGCAGCGAUUAAAAAAUCUGAGUGAGGAAUUGCUGCUGGCUGAGACCGUCCUGCACAUCCUGGUUUACUCUGAAGACUUAGUUGGUUUAGAAGCUUCAGCAGAUGCCAGAAAACUGUGAAUGCCUUCGGUAUACUGUGUACAACUUUUUGACAUACAUCUUUGUUAGUUAGUCAAUUCUGACACCGUUCUCAUUUUACGAAUGAGAAAUAUCUGAUAUUUGAAACAUAGAAUUUGAUGUAAUGGACUGUUUGUAUCAUAGUACACAAUUAGAUCGUUUUAAAGUUCA
This is a messenger RNA of Manihot esculenta (cassava), 1488 nucleotides long. RefSeq names its product alpha/beta hydrolase domain-containing protein WAV2. Bases 169 to 1119 code for a protein of 316 amino acids. Gene Ontology annotation, biological process: proteolysis. Gene Ontology annotation, molecular function: palmitoyl-(protein) hydrolase activity; serine-type peptidase activity. NCBI's taxonomy places the organism in Eukaryota, Viridiplantae, Streptophyta, Magnoliopsida, Malpighiales, Euphorbiaceae. The transcript is spliced from 8 exons. Gene Ontology annotation, cellular component: membrane. The record is from RefSeq and is a predicted model, not a curated record.